Messenger RNA from Bolinopsis microptera, 1285 nucleotides. RefSeq names its product leukocyte surface antigen CD53-like. The record is from RefSeq and is a predicted model, not a curated record. The transcript is spliced from 9 exons. Bases 14 to 739 code for a protein of 241 amino acids. Gene Ontology annotation, cellular component: plasma membrane. NCBI's taxonomy places the organism in Eukaryota, Metazoa, Ctenophora, Tentaculata, Lobata, Bolinopsidae.
UUUGAGACUCGAAAUGAAUAGUCUUCAAGUCUGCUGCGGGGAGUUCAUCCGAAUAAUCCUCUUUGUUCUGAACUUCAUAUUCUGGGCUGCUGGAGGAGUGAUUUUGGGAGUGGGAAUCUAUGUAAAGGUACAACUGGAGGAUCUCAAGCACAUUGAAGUAUCACAUGACACCCUCCAGACAUCAGCGCUCUUCCUCAUUUCUCUAGGCUGCAUCGUCUUCGUAGUCGGUCUGCUCGGCUGCUGCGGUUCCUUGACCCAAAACAGAUGUAUGCUCCUGCUGUACUUCUCUCUGGUAACCCUCAUCUUCAUCGGAGAGAUCGCCCUUGCUAUCGCAGUCUACGCAAACAAGGACUCCGUCACCAAAUCCAUCAAGGAACAGUUCGGGGACUGUAUGGAUAAAUACAACAACCAGACCGAGCCGAUCUGCCAAGACACCAUUGACACUCUGCAGUCCGUCCUGAAGUGUUGUGGUGUGGAAGGUCCCUCUGAUUGGUCGGCUCGAAAUUACACCGCUCCCCCGACUUCUUGCUGCAAGGACAACGCCACCUGUGAUUACGCUUCUGCCUACCAAGAGGGAUGCUACCCUACCAUUAACACUUUCGUGAACACCAACGCCAAGUACAUCGGAUUCGGAGUUCUGGGUGUUGCUAUUGUGGAACUCCUAGGAAUGGCUCUCGCUUGUUACCUUCGGUCGUUCAUCAUUAAGAGGACAGAAUAUGAGCAGCCCCAUGCCGCUUAGUUAGGACCUACAUAAUGAAGAGGGACGAGUAUGAACCCUACACAGUAUAAUACGGGAACACAUAGUAACCAUAGUAACCAUAGCAACCAUAGUAACCAUAGUAACACAGGAUACCUUCGCACAGCUCAAUACUCGGGCUCUAUAAAUGACAAUUUCUAGGUGUUGAUUUCUUUCAGACUGAACUCCUUAAUUUUAAAAUGUUUGCGCUUUUAGUUUCAUAACUGUUUUUACUUGUCUUCGAUACAUCUCUACAUGUCGUCAAAUAGCGAUUUCUGGGUUGUCUGGCGAUUUAUCAAAAACCGAGUUGUUUCUUUUGAUCACAAAAUAUACUUGUUGGCAUGAUUGUUUCAAUAUCAUUAUAUGAUUAUACAUUUUUUAUCCCCAUUUUAUACCAGCAAUUUAACUAGUAAUUAAUAAGAACUCUUGGCGGACUAAUACCCUGAUGAUAAUUUUUACGUAAAUAUAAUUUUUUAAAUCGUAUUUUUAUAAUCAUAUUCAUUGUAAAAUCUAAAAUUGGGUGCAUUGUAAAAUUGUUAAAACAUCUUA